Messenger RNA from Nasonia vitripennis (jewel wasp), 4744 nucleotides. It is a transcript of the gene rho-6, whose product is annotated as protein rhomboid. Gene Ontology annotation, molecular function: serine-type endopeptidase activity. NCBI's taxonomy places the organism in Eukaryota, Metazoa, Arthropoda, Insecta, Hymenoptera, Pteromalidae. The record is from RefSeq and is a predicted model, not a curated record. The transcript is spliced from 11 exons. The coding region runs from base 1383 to 2288 and encodes 301 amino acids. Gene Ontology annotation, cellular component: membrane.
AUAACCGCCGCAGCGCACGAGGAACGAGCCGGCGAGCCAGCGUGCUCGGCUGCGCGCGCAACCUCGCAUGCCUUUCUCCCUCCCUCUCUCCCGCGCUCUCCACAGUCUACUACCCCGGCGCGCGUGUUUGUGUUGUGUUUGCGCGCUUAUACCUGCAGCCCGUGCGCUAUAGACCUUCCUCUCGAGAGUGAAAGGGGGAGAGGAUCGCUCCGCGGUUUUUGUUUUUUUCGCCAAACGGUGCCUUUUUUCUCUGUCUUUGUUUUGACGUUUUCAGAAUUUUCGAAGAAUCGAUUGCGCGGUUGGCCGGCAGGUGGCGGAAGGGGAGAGACGCCACAUCCGGAACGCGAGUCGCGACUUCCGCAGUGACUCGCUUGGCGGAUUAGAGUUUUUAGUUCAGUUUCCGGUUCAUCAUCGGGGAGGAAGAAGAGUCGCGUCGAUGCAGGGGAGAGAAAAAGAAGUGGACAGAGGAGAGGUGACUAAGCAAUGGCAUUGCAGAGACGUAUAAAGGGCGUUGCGGAAAGGCGGCUGGCAGAGAGAUUUUUCUCGAAGGAGGCGCCGGAUCGUCCGCCGAAAAAAGCACAUCUCGAGAGUGCGUGAGCAUGACCGAGGCGCCGACCGCCGAAACAAAGCGACUUUUUGCGCAUCGACCGCCAUUUUGGAUUUACAAAAAACGUUGCAAGCAACGACGGCGGUUGGGAGGAGAGCCUCUGUGCGGAGCUUUUCGCAGAAUCUACACUUUUCUGAGCAAAGAUUUUCGCGGACGUGCGCAGGGAAAGGCAACGAGGUGUCUUAAAAACUUGUAAUGAAUUUCGGCUGGCAAGUUUCUGGCAGACGCUCAAAGUACGAUAUUUUACAUAAUCUGGCCCGAAAAGAAUUAAGAGAAUUAAAAGAAAAUACAGCGCAAGAAAAAGGACGAAAGGCCUGGUAAAACUUGUAAUGAAUUUUAAUAAGAAAGUCUCCAUAGGAGCAGAUUUCGAUCACCUCCAAAUCCACGAGAAACGCAGUAGCAUCAACGGUGGCAUAGUUCUUCCUUCGUCUACGCGAUUACUUGUAAAGGUGCACGCAGGAGGAUGAAGAACAUGAUAUCCCUGCUUUUCUCUGCGCUAUUUUUGCACACGUGCCUUAGUCUUCGGUACAAUUCAUUCACUUCUGGUGGAUGGGUUCGAAGGGAUCUCUGAAGUACGUAAAGGGCGUAGAGGGAAAAUACGGGAUGGUGAGAUGUCACCGUUUUUGUGAAGCGUAAAGAAGAAAACGUCCUCGCCUACGUGAGGAAUUUCUGCAAAAAGUGAGCACGAAGUGAUUUUAUAUUCUGAGUGACCAAGAUGAUGCGUGAGGGAAGUACAUAAUCCAAUUCGACGGCAGAAUCGCAUCCUAAAGGUGCCAUGAUGGACGCAGAGGCAGCCCUGCUCGAGGGCUCCCCGACGAUGUCGACGAUUUCGUCGGACUUUACCGAUCAGACGUACGUGGAUGCCGGUACGCCGGACUCGGCCACGAUGAUCUCGCCCAUGUUUCCCUGCAAGAGCUUCGACGGGGACGAAGAGGAGCUCACGCCGAAGCUCGUCCUCGGCCGGUCUGUGGCGCGAAAGCCCAAGCUCCGUAUAAGACCGCCCUAUCUCAUGAUCUGCAUCAGCAUCAUUGAGAUAACAGUUCACUGCCUCGGCGACGAGGCGACGCUGCGAGAGUGGCUGGUUUACGAUCCCCGGCAGCGAGUUCAAGGCUGGAGGUUUAUUUCCUACAUGCUUUUGCACUCCAACGCUCUACACCUCACGCUCAACGUGGUCAUUCAGCUGGUGCUGGCUACUCCGCUCGAGGUGGAGCAAGGUCGGUUCGCGGUCGGGACGAUUUAUCUCGGCGGCGGAGUUUGCGGCGCACUGGGCGCCUCACUGCUGCAGCCGAACCUUUAUCUCGUCGGCGCUUCCGCCGGUGUGUAUGCACUUCUCACCAGCCACCUAGCUCAUCUUUAUCUGUGUCACGGCGAGCUGCGCUACGCCGGUUGGCGACUAGGCGCGGUACUGCUGCUGGCCGGGGCAGACGUGGCCUCACUGCCGGUGCCAGCGCUGCUGGGCUGCGGCCGGGUCGGCUGGGCGGCCCACGUAGCCGGUGCCCUGGCCGGACCCCUGCUCGGCCUGGCCAUUUUCCCGAACCAGAGUAAGAAGGACGCGCGCGGACGCAGCUUCGUGCGCUUUGUCAGACUCAUGUCUGCCGUGAGCGUGACGCUGCUCGUUGUCGGCGCCAUCCUCGGCAACGUCUACCUCAUCGCCCUGCCCCAGCUGAGGAGGCCCUCCUGACAAAGGAUCGAGAUGCUCGUGCAGUUCUGCAAGAAGUCCUUCCUGAUAGUUAAAAUACGCGAGGCCGUGGACGCGGUCUUCGAGUGAUUUCGAGGCUGCCACAGUCGGAUGGGGCUCCCGAAUCCGAUGAUGAUACGCUGCUCGACGAUUGCUCGAGUGCUUUUGUGAGAUAUGUAUACCGAUGUGGGGAAAACGAGCAGCCUAUUGAUUUCUUCAUUCCCUUUAUUAACUGCCGUUUACCGAUUCGUGCGUCGAAGAUAUAAAUAAAAGUUCGAUUCCGAGCUGGUUCAAUGACCGAAGCGUAUGAGCAUUGUUCCCUUAGAACACGAUACCUUUUCAAACCAAACAGCACUGCCGUUCGCGCACGAAUCACUUUUAUGAUUUCAAUGCACUCGAGCGAUCGACGCACGUUGCAGUUGUUGCAUUCGUAUAACAACACGCGAUGUGAAAUCGAUUUUGGUGGACGCGUCACGUAUGUAGGUUUUGAAUAACGGGCCUAGUCGUGCAUGUAAAGUAUUACUUCUUAUACAAGUAAUUUUCAAAGGCUCGUUUACAUACAAUAAAUUACACACAGCAGGUUGGUUAAUUAUUAUCGUGCAAUUCUUAACCGUAACAUCACCAACAAUUCUUGUAAAUAAUUAUAAGCACAUUGAGUCAGAUAGGUAUAACAUAAUUUUUUACGUUUAACUGCAUUAUUUUUUAAGCAUAUAUAAACGAUGUUAAUCAUGAACGAGUAAUGAUUUGUGCCGAGAAUCGUUAAGAAGGAAUUAUCAUGCGCAUGUUUGCUUAUUUAUACUUCAGUGCUAUAGGAGCUUAAUGAAAAUAAAUUAUUCUGCAUCAUCAAGAGAUCCAAUUAACCCACUUCGAAUUUAUUUAUGGUGAUAUUCUUUGAAGUGAUUUAUACUUAUUAUUUUAUUUGGAAAGCUACCAACAAAAUAUUUUACAAUUUGUUACCGUCGUUUAUAGAGGUAUUUGUGUUCUGAAGUCAAGUAGACUCCAAGAUUGCCUGAGCUUCGUACACUGGUUUCACUUAUGAAUGCAUGUCGGUAUGGCAAAAUCCUGGCCAACGCGAAAUAAAAUUUAACGGCAAUAGAAAUUCUGUUUGAGCAACAGGUUUUAUUCGAAAGUAUUAACAUAGAGACGAUUGGCUCCAUACAGUGAACAGACUAUGUGAUUUACGAAAUGUAUACUUUAGCACGUGAGCGAUAACAUGUCAAGGCAUUUCGAAUUCAAAUGUAUGCUAUGUACGAAUCGUGCUGUAGCAUAAAAUUUAACAGAACGCUAUUGGGUUGAUUUGAACUAAUUUUGCGAAUAAUCAAUAACUCGUGGCAUAAUUUUGUUUUUGGAAUAAUUAAUUACACAAACGUGUCAUCGUACAUGCAAAUAAUUCAGAAAUAAUUUUAAUGUAGAACAUUACAUAAUAUUUCUAGCCAAAUAUAGUUGCGAAUCAUUAUCGUAUUAAUUUUAAAAGGACGAAGCGUCUCAUUUUAAAAGUCUAGAUACACUAUAUAAUAUAUAAUAUAUAUAUAUAUAUAUACAUAUAUUGGAGAACAUAACUGAAAGUGUAAUGAAGAAAAUAUUUCUCGUGCAUUACAUGUGCUAAUAUUGAAGAGGCUAUGUUCACAUAGUUUUUCCGGGGAAAAAAACGUUGUUUGCGCUGAAAAAUUUUAUUAUAGAAUAAAAACAGUAUAGCGUGUAAAAUAGUGAAAAAUGAUAAGUAUCAUCCAAAUAUCGUGUAAAAAAAGAAUAUAAAAAUUAUUACAUGACGAAACUAUCUAAUAUUUAUUAUAACGAUGUCUCCGCGGUGCGAAUCUCGAGCGCUAUAUAACGAAAAUGCACCGCAGUAAAAGUCGCGACGCGAAAUGAAAAAUAAGCUGCCAGUCAGAAAGUUGCGCCGACUUUUUGUAUACUAAAUUGAUUCUUUGAAAAUUUUAUAUCGCACGUUACGUUGCAAUUCGCAUAUGUAUAAGACAGUUUAUAAUAAAUUAUGCGACAUAACACUGCGGAUUUUGCUGGCGAUGUACAAGAAAUUAAAAUAGUCUUUGCUGUUGACCGCAGAGAAGAAAACCGAAAAUUCAAAAAACUUUAAUGUCAUACGAUAAGUACCUUUUUAGAGAUAGUUAUAUAUAUGCGACUAUUCAAAACAAUUUUGUCCUCAUGCAAGGAAAACAUUUAAAUGUGUUUAGAUGAAAACGUGUGUGUGUGUGUGUGUCCAUACAUAUAUAUAUAUAUAUAUAUAUAUAUAUAUAUAUAGGGCAGUGCGUUGGAAAUAUGUAAAAUAAAAUAGUACAUUACGCAACUAGUGCGAGGGGAACACGAUUUACGCACGCGUGGUAGUUCGCGCCCGAGCGAAGCGAGCGUAUAUUAUUUUUCAUAACAAGUGUCGCGGAGCUCGAUAUUAUACUAAAUUAGUAUAUUAUACAAAUUAAAUUUAUUUCAUAAUGCGAAAUAGGCCA